Messenger RNA from Aspergillus welwitschiae, 997 nucleotides. RefSeq lists its product as uncharacterized. NCBI's taxonomy places the organism in Eukaryota, Fungi, Ascomycota, Eurotiomycetes, Eurotiales, Aspergillaceae. The transcript is spliced from 2 exons. The record is from RefSeq and is a predicted model, not a curated record. Gene Ontology annotation, cellular component: cytoplasm. Bases 124 to 555 code for a protein of 143 amino acids. Gene Ontology annotation, biological process: negative regulation of MAPK cascade. Gene Ontology annotation, molecular function: MAP kinase tyrosine/serine/threonine phosphatase activity; protein tyrosine/threonine phosphatase activity.
GUCCGAUCUUGGCUAUCAUUCAUGGCCACUCUGCCUCUUAUCAUCGUCAUACUCUUUUGCAUCGGCGACCUGAUCUAGAGCCAUCAUUAUCCACCUAGAUCGCUGCUUUGAUAGAUUGUCAUCAUGGCGAUGAAUCAGAUUCCCGGGCAAAACAUCUAUGUUGGAGGCAUACUGGCACUCAAGAACAAGGCAGCCUUGACUCGAGCAAACAUUACACAUGUUGUUUCCGUGUUACGCCUCCAGCCAGCUGAUGAUGUCUUCGAGUCUUUUCAACACCACUGCAUAGAGGUCGACGAUGUCGACGAUGAGAACUUACUAGAACAUUUUCCAGCUGCUGUAAAGUUUAUCCAAUCCGGUCUUGAUGCCGGCGGAGGUGUACUUGUACAUUGGUUAGUUUGUCCUCGGUUCAUCUGCUCUUUUCGGACUAUAUCCUACACCGUUUCUCCUCAUGUUUCCUUGGGAUGCCUUCUCCGGGCUCUUUACCUAGGAUCGGUACUCAACCUCCUUUCCCCAAUCCUGUGUUUGUAUAAUGUCGCUGCUGAAGCCGUGCUUUGAUAUUACGGGUUUACUAUUGUUCACCUGACCUUGUGUAGCAAGGAUGUUCUAUUGUGCUUCUAGCAUGAGAAGCUGUGCUGACAGUUGAUAGUGCGAUGGGAAAAUCCCGAUCAGCCACUGUUUGUAUCGCGUAUAUGCUCAGCCGUCAGCCUAGUGCACUGACACCAGAGUCCGCCCUUGACAUCAUCAGACAGAACCGACCGCUAUGUGAGCCGAAUCCUGGGUUCAUGGAGCAACUCUCAGUCUACCAUCAGAUGGGAUGUCCAGAUGAUGUCACUAGCCACCCACUUUACAGCCGGUGGCUUUACCGCCGCGAGGUGGAAGAGAGUGUAGCAUGUGGUCGAGCACCUGAGUUGAAGUCCGUGCUGUUUGAGGAUGAGCAGCCGCGCCAAUCACAGGAGCCCGCGGGUCGUAUGACAGAGAUCAAAUGUCGCAAAUGCCG